CAGCAUCAGUGAGUGAAUUUCCCUUGAAACAAUCUUCAACCAUCGCCCCAAAUCUGAAAUGGGCAAGUUCAUGAAGCCUGGGAAGGUGGUGAUGGUCCUAGCUGGACGCUACGCCGGGCGCAAGGCUGUCAUCGUCAAGAACAUUGAUGAUGGCACCACCGACCGUCCUUACAGCCACGCUCUGGUCGCAGGCAUCGACCGCUAUCCCCGUAAGGUGACCACAACCAUGGGCAAGAAGAAGAUCGCCAAGAGGUCCAAGAUCAAGGCCUUUGUGAAGGUGUUCAACUACAACCACCUCAUGCCCACCAGAUACUCUGUGGAUAUUCCUCUGGACAAAACUGUUGUCAACAAGGACGUCUUCAGGGAUCCUGCUCUCAAGCGCAAAGCCAGGCGGGAGGCCAAGGUCAAGUUUGAGGAGAGGUACAAGACGGGCAAGAACAAGUGGUUCUUCCAGAAGCUCAGAUUCUAACUUCACUUGCUUUCACAAAUAAAUGUUUAAAAAAUGGA
Messenger RNA from Micropterus dolomieu (smallmouth bass), 507 nucleotides. It is a transcript of the gene rpl27, whose product is annotated as ribosomal protein L27. Gene Ontology annotation, cellular component: cytosolic large ribosomal subunit; ribosome. Gene Ontology annotation, biological process: translation. Bases 59 to 469 code for a protein of 136 amino acids. The transcript is spliced from 5 exons. Lineage: Eukaryota; Metazoa; Chordata; Actinopteri; Centrarchiformes; Centrarchidae. Gene Ontology annotation, molecular function: structural constituent of ribosome. The record is from RefSeq and is a predicted model, not a curated record.